Molecule: messenger RNA, 822 nt
Organism: Bufo bufo (common toad)
Lineage: Eukaryota; Metazoa; Chordata; Amphibia; Anura; Bufonidae
Product: deleted in malignant brain tumors 1 protein-like
Exons: 4
Cellular component (GO): cell surface
Source: RefSeq, a predicted model, not a curated record
UAUGAUGGAACGCCUCUUGGAUCAUCUUUAAUUGGAGAUCUGUGCAGAACACGUACAAGAGAGUUCAUCUCCUCAUCAAACAGCAUCAGCAUUGUCUAUUCGCGGGCCAACAGAGAGGCAGGCUUAGAAUUUUAUGCAACAUACUAUUCUACUGUUAACGACAACCAAAAUGUUAGUCUGUCGUGCUAUUCUGAAUACAUGAAAGCUCGAAUCUCACUUAGCUAUCUUCAAACGCUGGAAUAUUCUUCAGAUAAUAUAUUUUUGAAUGACCCGCAGUGUCGCCCUCAAGUUGUAUCAGGUUGGGCAGAGUUUCUCAUACCUUAUGGGAGAUGUCUGACAGUAAAACAGGUCGAAAAUGACACAAUAACUUACACAAAUACCCUGUUCACCGGUUCAGCCGACACAAUUGUUGUUUACAGAAAAAAACUAGAUCUAACUCUUAAAUGCCGGAUGUACCAAGAUACUGUAGUUGAAGGCAUAUACUCUGCAGAUGACAUCAUAAAGAAUACGUUUAUCCAAUACGGCCUCUUUUCUGCUAAUUUGAUAUUCUUCCAGUCCUCGAAUUACAUAUAUUCAGUGAAUCAGUAUCCAUACUAUGUGGCUCGUAAUCAGCAUUUAUACCUGCAAGCAGCUUUACUCACAUCUGAACCUGACCUGGCCGUAUUUCUAGAUACUUGUGUGGCAUCACCUGAUGAAUUUGACUUCACAAGAAAUGUUUAUUAUAUCGUUCGCAAUGGGUGUGGCAGAGUUCCUGAUUAUAGAACCUACCCGUCCACAUCAAAUCACAUAGUCGCAUUGGAUUCAAUGCCUUCAGCUUUUUAA